UGACACUUGGCUGAUUGUUGUUUGAGGUUAUGUUUCUGGAGUGUGAAGUCAUAGUUUCAUUAUCACACUACUCAAUACUUUUGUGUCUUGAUUGUGUUCAAAAGUCUUACCGACUUAAAGUUUAAUUUUUAUGAAGUUUUAUUUAGCCAGUAUUUUUUACUUUUACCAGUUUAUUUAAUUGAUCUCAUCGUUUUAGUCUAGUGCAAAAUGUUGGUUGUAUUAGGGGGUGGAAUUGGUGGACUUAGUGCUGCUCAUUACCUUGUCAAGAGGAAUAAUGCUAACUCUAAAAUACUGCUUGUAGAAGCAACCAGCUAUCUUGGAGGAUGGAUAAAAACUAUUGUCAAUGAAGAUAAAGGUGUUAUUUUUGAGACUGGACCACGUACAAUACGACCCGCCGGCCAUCAAGGAGCUAACACGUUAUUGCUUAUUGAGGAACUAAACUUAGCAGAUAAGGUGAAGCCAAUUUCAAGAUCUCAUCCUGCUGCAAAAAACAGGUUCAUUUACACAAACAAAAAGCUGCAUCCUCUACCCUCCAGUCUUGGAAGCAUGUUUUUUGCACAACCACCUUUUGAAAAACCAUUAAUAAUGAGUAUCUUUAAAGACUUAUCAACACCAAUGAAGAAGAUUCAAGAUGAAAGUUUGUACAGUUUUGUAGAGAGGAGGCUAGGUAGAGACAUUGCCGACUACGCGAUAAGCCCCAUGGUUUGUGGGAUUUGCGCGGGUGAUGCUAAAGAAAUAAGCGUCAGAUUUCUAAUGUCCAGCCUCUUCGAUGCAGAACAGAAACAUGGAUCUAUCAUUAGAGGACUUUUGAGAAACAUGUUUGACAGUAGUUCAAAUCCUAAAAUUGAGGGGAUUCUCAGUGAACGAGCUAAGAAGGAAAAGUGGAGUGUUUGGACCAUGGAAGGGGGACUGCAAACUUUGCCUGAUAAGUUGUCUUCCAAGUUAGCUGAUGAUGGAGUUGACAUUUCUUUGAAUGAAAAGUGUACCAGUUUAAAAUUCGUUGAUGGUGGAGUGCAGUGUAGGAUCGGCUCUAAAGAUGUUCACGCUAAACAUGUGGUUUCCUCGAUUGCAGCCAAUGGACUAGCCAAGAUUAUUGGAGACAAUUUUCUCUCCCAGGAACUAUCUGAAAUCGAAUGUGUGACAGUAGGUGUGGUUAAUCUUGCUUUCAAUGGAGAUCUCCUGAAAGAAAAUGGUUUCGGCUUUCUAGUACCACCGUUUGAAGGUCUACCACUGCUAGGUAUCAUUUUCGACAGCUGCUGUACCCAACAAAGUGGCAAAACUGUGUUGACUGUAAUGAUGGGUGGACGAUGGUUUGAUAAAUAUUUUGGUAAGAACCCUACUAAAGAGAAUCUCCUGGAUACUGCUAUUACCCAAGUCAAAAACAUUCUUCACAUCAAUGAGCAACCGAUCCUAUCAAACUGUGCGAUUCUUGAAAACUGUAUACCUCAAUAUGUUAUUGGUCAUCACGAGCGAGUUAACAGAAUUCAAUCCUAUAUAAGUGACAAGAAGCUGCCUCUUUCUUUGGUGGGCUCAUCUUACAAUGGAGUUGGUUUGAAUGAUGUAAUUCUAUCAUCAAGAACUGCUGUGGAUAAAAUCAUUCUCUAAAAUGUUUUUUUUUUUUGUUUUGUUAGUAGUGUAUAUUUCAAUAAAUUUUUUAUCAAGUUAUA
Messenger RNA from Nilaparvata lugens (brown planthopper), 1667 nucleotides. RefSeq names its product protoporphyrinogen oxidase. Gene Ontology annotation, biological process: heme biosynthetic process. The coding region runs from base 208 to 1605 and encodes 465 amino acids. The record is from RefSeq and is a predicted model, not a curated record. Gene Ontology annotation, cellular component: mitochondrial inner membrane. Gene Ontology annotation, molecular function: protoporphyrinogen oxidase activity, oxygen as acceptor. NCBI's taxonomy places the organism in Eukaryota, Metazoa, Arthropoda, Insecta, Hemiptera, Delphacidae. The transcript has a single exon.